Molecule: messenger RNA, 1648 nt
Organism: Lates calcarifer (barramundi perch)
Lineage: Eukaryota; Metazoa; Chordata; Actinopteri; Centropomidae
Product: C-type lectin domain family 18 member A-like
Exons: 12
Coding region: 1-1470 (489 amino acids)
Source: RefSeq, a predicted model, not a curated record
AUGGAGUGCUCCGCUCUGCUGUCCGGUGUGAAAGCUGUUAAGCCGAUGAAGAGAAAAGAGGGAGGAGAAGAACAGGGAGGGAGGAUAAACUCUGAGCGAGUGGCCGCUGCUGCAGGGACACUUCAGGAGUUCACCAUGGAGUCUGUAACAGCUUUUCGGUCUUUGGAUCUCCUCAUCGCUUUAUCUCUGCUGUCCCCUUUUAUCCACGCGAACCGGAUGAUCACAGACACACCGGACAUCCAGAAGUCCCACACCAUCGGGCUCGGGGUGAAGGGGAACUCACAGAUUGUCGCCCAGCACAAUAGAUUGCGCAGCCGGGUCAAACCCAUGGCAGCUAACAUGCAAAAAAUGGAGUGGGAUGAGAAGUUAGCCUUACUUGCAAAGGAGAGAGCAGCAUUCUGUCAUGCAGACCUCUCCCAUCAGCAGUCCUCAGCUUUCAGUCACAUUGGCUGGAACACACAUCUUUCUUCUUAUGGUGUCACCUCAUUUUCUGAUGUCGUCGACUCCUGGUUUGAAGAGGGAAAGGAUUUUCUCUACUUGACUGGGCAAUGUAAAGAAAACACCACCUGUCAACACUACACACAGCUGGUGUGGGCUACUUCAAGUCAUGUGGGCUGUGCCAGUCAGCUGUGUCUGAGAGAAGGAGACCUCUGGGAGAUAUUUGUCUGUGCAUAUUACCCUGGGGGUAACUGGGAGGUGAAUGGUCGGCUGGUGAUGCCCUACAAGUCGGGGAUGUACUGCUCUCUUUGCACCUCUUCCAUGUCUGGCUGCUUUAGACUGUGGGACCAUGUAGGUGGACUGUGUGAGAUUCCAAGGAAUCCAUGUCGUAUAAACUGUGGUCAGCAUGGUCAUCUUAAUGUCUCAACCUGCAAGUGCAAGUGUGACAAGGGCUUCACUGGACGCUUCUGCCAGGUACGGUGCAGUGUGCAGUGUUUACAUGGUCGUUUCAGAGAAGAAGAAUGCUCUUGCUUGUGUGAUGUUGGCUAUGGUGGUGCUGAGUGCGCAGAGAAAGUGCAGUUUCCUUUCCACAGCUGUGAUGUGAUGAUAGAUGGAAAUUGCUUCAUGGUGUCCUCAGAAGCUGACUCCUACUAUGGAGCCAAAAGUCACUGUCAGGAACGAGGAGGUAUUCUAGCUCAGAUCCACAAUCAGAAGGUUCAGGACAUUUUAGCAUUUUAUCUCAGUCAACUGGAGACGAGCAACGAGGUGACCAACACUGACUUCGAGACACGAAACUUCUGGAUUGGUCUGACGUAUAAGCCCCUGAAAGACUCAUUUCGCUGGGACACAGGAGAGAUCCCUAAAUUCAGCAGCUUUGCCUUUGGGCAGCCUGACAACCAAGGUUUUGGAAAUUGUGUAGAGCUGCAGGCAUCAAGUGCUUUCAACUGGAACGACCAGCGCUGUAAAACACGGAACAGAUACAUCUGCCAACAUGCUGCAGAACACAUCGCCCGGUGGAAGGAUAGCAGAUAAUGGACCUUGAUUUCUCAAAAAGAUGAAACUAGGUGCGUAGUGCUGUACAUGUUGUAUGUUUGUUGGGACAGUUACCCUUGUCGCUGGCAUCUUUUGUCAAUCACUGUAGAUGGAUCAAUAUAGUUUAGAUGUAUUGUAUAUACUGUACCUGUUUGAAUGUCUUUAUCAUUAAAUGGAU